Molecule: messenger RNA, 2405 nt
Organism: Scophthalmus maximus (turbot)
Lineage: Eukaryota; Metazoa; Chordata; Actinopteri; Pleuronectiformes; Scophthalmidae
Gene: fam53b
Product: family with sequence similarity 53 member B
Exons: 5
Coding region: 395-1654 (419 amino acids)
Biological process (GO): positive regulation of canonical Wnt signaling pathway; protein import into nucleus
Cellular component (GO): nucleus
Source: RefSeq, a predicted model, not a curated record
AGCGGCGCUGCGGCGCAGCCUCGCGCGGCAGUAGUACGCUCGAGUGUUGUAGUUUCGCAGAAGCUGCCUGGACUGGAGCAGGGCGACGAGUGACCCUCUCCGCCUGGCCAUGUCCUGGUGAUAAAAACAAACAAGAAGAAGAAGAAGAAGAAGACGACGAACAAAAAAAAUUAAAAUAAAAACAUAACAACCUCAACAUGGUCCAGCGAAACUAGCCGUGUGCUGCGGGGAGAUCCGAGGCGCUCACCCGUGAUGCUUGAUCGGGCCGAGGAGUGAAGCACAUUCCUGGAGGAGCCGAGGGUUGCUGCCCUAAGCUUAUGAGAAACCGCCCUGCUCAAACCGUCAAGAUGGCUUCCAGCUUCUCUUGCCCUCACUGGAACGACUUGGGACAAGGAUGUGUGUUGCCAUGGUGAUCAUUUACAAGAAAACACUGGAAAAGAAGGGUGCCGACGAUGUAACUACCAAAAGGACAGAUUUGGGCCCGUUUCAGGCACAGACCAUGAGCCAGGGGACAGCACUCUUCUCUUGUGGACUCAUGGAGACAAGUCGGUGGCAUGAGGUGGGUCAUAGCUGUGCCAUACAGCAGAGGCCAGUGGGAACCAGCCUGGAGAGCCUGUGGGACGUCCUGCCGGAGGUGCACAGGGGUUCGGCCCACUGGGACUGGGAUGUCGGCUCCACUUCGAGCACAAUCAGCAGCUUGUUGCAGGACCUCAGCCUGACUGAGGCCGCGGCGUCACACUCGACCGCACCGCCCAGCAAGCGGCAGUGCCGGUCCCAGUCCUGCUCAGACGAGCUCGGCGGUUGCCGCUCCACCUGGCGCCCUCAGGGUUCUCGCGUGUGGACGACGGUGGAGAAGAGGAGGUGUCACAGCGGCGGCAGCGUCCAGCGCAGCGUCGUCGCAAACUCGCAGCUCAGCUUCCCGGCCAUGCAGCGCAGCUCCAGCUUCAGCCUGCCGGCCCGCUGCAACGCCCUGGAGCUGCCCUGCUUCACCCAGCGUCUCCCAUGCCCCUCAGCCUUCUCUGGCCUGACGCCCUCAUCCUCUUCCUCCAUGCCCCUGUCCCCCAAGUCCCCGGCGCAGCCCCUCUACCUCUCUCACGAACAGAUCUGCCUUCCCGAGCCCCGUGGACCCUCUCAACCCAGCUCCCCCGACUCCACCCCAGAGCUGGAGCGUCGCAGUGGACAGGGGGGUCUCCCCCGCAGUCGCUCGCAGCCCUGCGUCCUCAACGACAAGAAGAUCGGUGUGAAGCGCAGGCGGCCAGCCGACACGCACAAACAGAGGCCGUCGUUGGAUCUGGCAAAAAUGACGCAGAAACUUCGGAAUUUCCACAGCCUCAGCUGCCCUGGAAUCAUAGGCGAGGACGGCGGCGAGUCCGGCCAGGCCCCGCCCGCCGUCACGAGCGACGCUGACCACUCGCGUGCAGACGGCCGCGGCCUGGACGACGCUCAGACCAAAGAGGGCGAGAUCACCGGGAACAUGCCGUCGGACCCCGCGAUCGAGGAAGUGGACUGGAACUCCACGGACUGCGGCGACGUGACCCCGGGGACGACGAACGGGAAGGACAGUGAGCCCAUGUGGGCGGGGCUGUGCAGCAUGAGGAAGGACAUGUAUCAGCUCGGGGGCGAGCUUGACAUUGAGCAAAUUGAGAGGAACUGAGCCGGGCCACCUUCCUCUCGAGGGGGGGGGGCUCAUGUAGGGGACUGAAUGUUUAUCACCAGACGGUACAGUGAACAGUACUGAUAGUCUUAAGGACACAGCAAGUGGAAAACUAACGCAGAACGAGCACUUGUAUGUUUUUCUCACAUAGAGAUUGAGCAGGAGCUUUGUGGGGACUUUUUUUUAUUUUCAGAAGCUUCUCCACCAUUGUGCAGUAUCUCAACUGUGUCUCAGGACAACAAAGACGCCAGGAGGACGGGUUGUUGCGGUGAAGAAAAUAGAACUGAUGAAUUAAAAAAACAAAUUAAAAAAACAAAACGAUGGCUCAGAGACUGGGGUCUUUUAACAUUUCUCUGUUACCCUGAUUACCUUCACUGUACUAUGUUUGGAGAGAAUUCACAGCAGGUUUGUAUAAAUUCUCUGCACUAGAAAAAAAAAAGGGGUUUGUUCCCCCCGACGUUCUUCUGUAGUACGAGGGCACAUGACGGACGGAAAUGGAGACGCGCUUCAAGAAAGCUACCGUUAGUAAAAGCCUCCCGUUCACAACGGCCUGUGUAGUAUAUCGAAGAGCUUAACAUUUCACACUGUUACAUCAGGCGUCUCCGUGAGAUCUAUGCUCCCCGUUUUGUUUUGAGAGAGAAACUUUUCGAUGCUAAUAGCGUUAAUAUUCUUUCUUUUUACAAUUUGUAACUCCAAAGUUAUGUAAAACAUGAGCAUAUUUCUAUACAAAUAAACACAAGUUUUAAAUGUG